UGUGGUUUGGACGAACAAAAAGCAACAAACACCCAAAAAACAUGCAUGCUACAAAAUCUAGAAGCUAAAUCUUUGGAACUUCUUCUGGUUAGGAGGAAGAUGCCGAAUCGGUGGAAGUAACACUGAGUCGUACGAAUCAGUUCAAGAGACACCAUAGAUUUGACAACAAUUUAUUGAAUGAAAGACAACUCAAGUCUCCAUCUAAUGCCAGCUUUGAGCUAAUUGGCAAAACCAGGCUUCCCCAAAGAUAACCAAAAGCAAUGAGAAUUCUUAUCCAUCACUGUGCCUAUGGCUGCUUGCUGCUUACACACGGAAAUUCUUUCCGCCACCGAGGCCACGUUUGGGCGAAACCUACAGCCAGGCAACUAUUCAUCCCCUUCAAAUUUUGGUAUAUAUGAAUUUAGGUUGACCUUCUAGAAACAAAACUAGCCACGAGACAGUGGAAAGGAAAUAGAAGCGAAUUGCCUACUUGCUCCACGUGUCCACUUACCGCACAUGCAAUUAAAAUCCUCCCACGUGUUGACCCAAUUUAAAUCCGACGGUUUAUAAGCUUCCACGUUGAGUCCCCAUGUUCGCCCAUCACCGCAAAAUCCCGGCGGUAUUUCCUCCUUAGUUGCGUACGUGGCAGUUCUUCGAACAUCCACGCGCUCCGUCCUUUGAGUCUGCCAUUUUUCCUCUUACAAAUCUCCUCUUUGUUUUUUUCUUUUAAUAUUGCUACAUUUAAAAUAAAAAUAAAAAGCGUUCGAAAUUCAAGGAAGCGGAGGAAAAAAAUGGUGAGGCCGGGAAGGGGGAGGGAUAACGGCGUUAAUAAUAACAGCAGCGCCCGUUACAAGGGAGUACGUAUGAGGAAGUGGGGGAAAUGGGUAGCGGAAGUACGGCAACCGAACAGCAGAAGAAGAAUAUGGUUGGGUUCUUACAAGACAGCAGAAGAAGCAGCGAGAGCUUACGACGCUGCCGUUUUUUGUCUGCGUGGGAGUUCAGGGAAGCUUAAUUUUCCGGAUAAUCCUCCGGAUAUAGCAGACGCUAGUGAGUUGACGCCGGAGCAAAUCCAGGAAGCAGCUUUCAGGCACGCGCGUAAGGAUAUUACUGAAGAAGCGGAAGUGAAAGAAGAGAUGGCGGCGGGUGGGAAUUUUAACGGGGAGUGUUAUUUUGGUGGUGGGAGUGUCGGAGAUGGGUCCGGUGGAACUUAUUAUCACUCGUCUGGUUUUUGGACUUUCUAGCUCUAGGAGUUUUCUUUCUUUUCUUUUUUUCUUUUUUUGUUUUGUUUUGAAUACCACGUUAGUGUAUGCAAAUUUGAUAGGUUUGUAGUUGGAAAGUUAAUGGGGAGUUUUUGAAGUGAUUUCUAUAGUGUUUUGCCUUUCAAUAUGAUAUGUAUUUCGGCUCAAUUAUGCAAAUUUGAAUGGAGUUACAGAUCUACAGUAUCUGUAAAGGUUCUAUCAACAAUCUGUGUUCCUUUGGAAUUGCCAUAUAAAACGCUGAAAUGCAUACUUUCUUCCUUA
This is a messenger RNA of Theobroma cacao (cacao), 1499 nucleotides long. Lineage: Eukaryota; Viridiplantae; Streptophyta; Magnoliopsida; Malvales; Malvaceae. The record is from RefSeq and is a predicted model, not a curated record.